UGGAACCUGUCAGUUAGUUAGUCACACUCUGAGAACGUAGUACCACAGAUAGAUACCUUAUUUUUUCAAAAUUGUUUGUUAUAUAUCCGAGCUGUGAACAGAAAUAAACUAGAACGAAACCAUAGGAACAAUAUACACCAUCAUGCACAUCGAUCUGAAGGCCCUGCUGCUGAUCGCCACGUCCGGCGCUCCGGACAGCGUGAUCCGCAUGAACAAGCGAUUUCAGAUAGGGAAAGCCAGUUUUAUGGUUCGCUACGAACUGCGGAGAGGUGAGCUAAUCAUCCGCCAGAUGAGGAAGGUUCGACAUAGUUCCACCCUGGCCAGCAGGCCAAGGAAGCGCCAACGUCGUCAGUACCGGAAGAUAGAUUUUGUUGAUUCUAGGACGGAUUUCGGUACUCAGACCUCUCAGCAUCAACACUCAAUAGCUGUGAGCACCGAGGGGGCGAUUCUGGUGACCACCGCCAGUCAAACACCACGUCGCGAAUGUAGCAGCAUCCAGAUGGAUACCACAGACCUUUUUCCCACCUUUUCGAAGGAUCAGCAGACCACCAGUUGCGAAAUUCAGUCUUCUGGCAGCCAGACGGAUGAGCAGGUUCUGCUGAGUCGCGCCACCCAGGCGAAUAUUUCCGCCAAAAGCUGGUCCACCCAGACCAGGAUACGAAACGCCACCCUGGGCUCACAGACCGAACAUUUCUACAACAAUGUGGGUAUCCAGAGCAAGAUAGAAGGCAAUCACGAGACUACUCAGACCGACGAGAUCGAGGAGCAGCUAAUCACGCCCUAUCUGCAGGCACUGAUGCUGGAGUCCAUCAAGGACAUGAGCAAUCUCAUUAGCACCGAAGUGAUUAGUGCCGUCAGCCAGGUGCUUGAUAUCAGGGGACUUGAAAUCAAGAAGACACUGCAGGAGCAGGACCUGCCCAGGGAGGGAGCCCUAGAGCCGCUAACUCCUCUGCCUGUCAAAAUGGCUGGCAUUAGAGGUCUUCUAUCGAUGACGGCUCACAUAACUAGCAGCCAGAGCACGCAGACCGAGGAGAGGGAGGAGGAGAACAGAGAGUCGAAGAUGGCGAAGGUCAGCAUAGAGAUGGCCACGCAGACGGAGAAGUCGGAGAAGGAGCGCAGUCGCUGGACCCUAAAGCACUUCUAGAGGACCCUCCGUCUCCGCGUCCUUUCUACUUACCCAAGCAUCCAGGCCAUGGUCCGGGCUCCCAUCCAGGUGGCACUCAUAUUGUUUUAUGUUUUUAUAGUUGUCAAUUUUAGCAUGUGGCGAGCGAUUUGAUCGAAAUACAAGUGAUUCGAUUCAGAGU
Messenger RNA from Drosophila serrata, 1304 nucleotides. RefSeq lists its product as uncharacterized. The record is from RefSeq and is a predicted model, not a curated record. NCBI's taxonomy places the organism in Eukaryota, Metazoa, Arthropoda, Insecta, Diptera, Drosophilidae.